UGAAUCGCUGCGCCUCCGCGACGGCAGGUGGCGCUGUGUCGUUUGACAGAAGCGGAAAAACUGUGAAUGGAGGGAAUUUUGUUGUGGAUGACAGCGAUGUCAGGAUAAACAUUCUUGUUCAGAAUGAAACUUCAUCAAAACAAAGGCAAAACACAUUUCUAAGAACCCUUUUAAAGCCUUGUCGCUGAGAGUUUAUACUGGAAAACAUGGUCUGGAAUCAUUUUAACACUCCUGUGCAGUGAGACUCAUUUAGCAGCAAUAAUGGCUGUGAAAGGCAGCAGUGCGCAGUUAGAGGCUUUACUGAUCGAUGCAGUUAGUGAAGCAGACGCCAGGUGUGUAGAGUCUCUGCUGCGUCGGGGUGCAAACCCGAAUGGGAUUGUCCGGGAGGGUGUGGCAGCGGUUCAUUUAGCUGCAGGUAAAGAGUCUGAGAAAGGACUGCGUUGUCUUAAACUCAUCCUACAGCACGGAGCCGACCCAAACCUCAGGACUAGUGAUGAUCUGACUCCACUACAUAUUGCUGCGUCCUGGGGGUGUUUUCAGAAUCUCAGAUUACUAUUAAGGAACGGUGGAAACCCUAACCUCAAAGAUCAAGAUGGGAAUAAACCAUCUGAUCUGGCUGAACAGGAGGAGAACAGUAAAUGUGCUAGUCUUCUUCAAGAGUAUGAAUCACACACAUCCAAAGAGGAACACGAUAUACCCAAAUUUCAAUAUUCUAUCCUUUCUGGCCAGUCCAUGAGUGACAGUUCGUUCAGUCCAGAAGCGUCAAUGUUGAUUCCUCCUGGAGCAGAACCACUGAGCAGCACACGUCUAUCCUCUUUUUCCAGCAUGUGCAGACACAGUGGAAAACCUUUGAACAGAGAAAGUCAGGCUUUCUGGCUCUCAGAAAUGUCAGAUCUUGAGUCACAUGAUUCUCAUAUUUGGAAUAAUGGUGAAAUUUGUAAAGAGUUACCCAUAUUGUCUAGUACUUGUCUUUCUGCUGUGGACAAUAAAAACAAUCCAGGGGUAAUAUUUGAACAUCAGCAUCAAGCCGCAGAUAGUGACUGUGAUGUUUUGCAGUCUCAGAAUAUCCCUGUUUGUUCUCAACAGGAAAACCGGAAAAGUGUCACCUUCAGAGGAACUAUUGAUUAUUUGCCCAUUAUUGGAAAAGAUGAUCAUCAGCAGCUCUCUCUCGAUCAGUCUAGUGAUCUUACGUUAGAUCUUUCUCAAUACCCUGAUUUCCUAGAUACUAAACGUAUGGCUACUGUGUUACAGAAUCAGGGAAUCGAUGUCACAUAUCCCGACGAUGUAUUCAUUUUUUCCAAAGAAGUCAACACAUUGGACGAUGAAUUUGAUAAGACUGUUGUGGGACCUGUACAACUUGAUGAUGAUGAUGAUAAUGAUGAAUUUAAGAGCAUCAUUCAGCCCCUCAUCAGUAGUGGAUCUAGCGAGUACAAUAGCUGUGGCAGUGACCCGUACCAGAGCCCAACUGAAGGUUCAGUGGAAAAUGGGUUGCCCAGUACUAAAGACAAUGGAAAUCCACCUUUGACCAAAACCUGUGCCCACAAAUCAGAAUCGACUGUAGGGCAGAGUGUUUUCAGUGUUAGAAAUGAAUGCCUUUCCUUUGUUGGAGAUGGAAACAGACAACUGCCAGACAGAGUCAGGAGUCAUAUUGAACAAAUGAGUUUAUCCGCAAUUGGCCAAGAUGCUGGUAAAUUUGAGGUGGCCAAUACUGAAACUGAUAUUCCAAGUCCAUUUGUCACUGGGAGAACAAGGUCCAGAUUGAGUCGUCAUUCAGAGAGAAUGAGCCAAAAACUGGCCUCCUUACAAACCAGCUCUUGCCUCUUUGAACAGACACUACCUACUGCUACUCGUUUGCGACGCAACACAGUUAAGUCACCAUAUGGUAUGUCAAAGCACAGUCUUGACGAAGACGGAAUCCAUGGAGAAAGCAAAAUAGAGGAUGUUGAUUCGCAGUUGAGCUGUCUGAAGUUAUCUGUGAGCUCAGAUGGCCAAAGCCAAGCUGACACGCAAAUGUUAUCUGAGAGCAUGGCUGACACGGUCUUAAUUUCUGAAAGGAGUGUUGAACCACAGUUGGAAACGAGUGCCAGCGAGGCUGGUAAUAAGGUUAUUACUUCUGUUUGUUACAAAGAACCAGUGGAACAUUUGACCGAUAUGACAGAAGUGACGAAUACCACAACAGGAACACCACAGAUGAUCCCUACUGCUGUAGGAGACAAAGAGUCCUGUGUUACGUGUGGACUUACUUCUCAAGGGUCUUUGCCAUUUCAGGUAAAUAACUCAGAAUCUCCUUCCAGUUUGAUGUACGAGUCCCCAAAAGCACAGAAGAAUCCAGGGCGCUCUGGAUGUACACCUCGGUAUAGCAUGAGUCGACUGUCAGGCCAUUCGUCGCGGCAGACACUGGCAAACCUUUCUUGCACACCUGGUGGGCAGCCUGUAAGUACUGAUACGGAUGAACCUGUGGAAUACCUUUAUACUGACACUGAAGAGGGCCAUAAGCUCAUUGAGACUCAUGUUCCCCCAACGGCCAAUGCCUCCUUCAGCUCUAGCAUAAGCACCAAUAUCUCUGAAGACACACUUCUUUAUGAUUGGCGCUCCCUUCAGCUCGGGUCUACAAGUCCAGACUGUAGCGCAGAAAGCUGUCAUCCCAAACAGGGUGAUGAUGUUGGAGUAAGUGGCCUAACUGACAGGGAACUCAGAAACAAGUUAAUUGAAAUGGGAGAAGAUCCAGGACCCAUAAACAGUCAAACCCGCCCACUGUAUGUGCGCAAGUUGAAGAGAUCCCUUCAAAAUAUGUCACACCACCAGAAAUCAGUCCCUCUGAGCCCCACUGAUUUCAGUGCUGCAGGUUAUAGUCCAGAACUCGAAAAUGCGCUUCACAGAUUUCUGCUCCCUAAUUGUCAAGCAGAUGAGCUCGCUCUGUGUGAGCAGUUUGAUAAGCCGGAUCAGAAUAAGAGAUGGCGUGAGGGUUUCAUUAAGUCCAGCUUUAACUACCUGCUGCUUGAUCCACGAGUGACAAAGAAUCUACCAUAUCGAAGUCAAUCCAUGAUCCCUAAAGAAUGUUUUCAGACGUUCAUCAAUGCGGUUUUCUAUGUUGGGAAGGGCAAGCGUUCUAGACCUUACAGUCACCUCUAUGAAGCUCUCGAAUAUUUCAAAGGAGACAAGACCUCAAAGAAACUCUGCUCAAAAGUGCAGCACAUCCUGCAGGUCUGGAACGCCGGGCAUGGAGUAAUAUCUCUGCACUGUUUCCAAAACGUCAUUGCUGUGGAAGCGUACACACGUGAGGCUUGUAUGGUGGAUGCCAUUGGGCUGAAGAUGCUCACAAACCAGAAAAGAGGAGACUACUAUGGUGUUGUGUCAACUUGGUCUGUGCGGAGAAAACGGGAGUUAGGCGUUCACCUGCUUUAUCGGGCGAUGCAGAUCUUCUUAGCUGAAGGAGAACGACAGCUCCGACCCGCCGACAUCAGAUGAACCAUCAACACUGUGGCAUUACAGAAAACUCUAAUACUGAAGCAUAUGCAUACGCUCUUUACUAUUCCAAAAACAUUGACAUAUUGCUGUUGUUUUUAUCAAUAAAUAUCAGCACUUUAUGAUUGACUGAGGACCAGCUACUGUGCAGCUGCAGAGAAAUUAUUACUUUAAGAAUUCAGCAAAUAACAAAAUACAAACCACAGAAGAUCAGCAGUUCAAAUUCCAAAUUUUAUUAAAUGUUUUUUUUUUUUUAAUUAAAUCUUUUUUAAAUGUAUUGAAAUGAUUUUAAUGCAUAAAAUGAGUAACAUGCAGCAGUAUAUUUUUGUUUUAUUGCAUAUGUCAUUACAUAAAUCAUUUUGACAGUUUUUAAAUCCUUAUCCAUUUUGUGAAAUUAGGUCUUAGAUAUCUAUCUGUAAAAUGUCUUUUAGUUUUUAGAUGAAAUAUAUGAUCGAGCUGAUUGUUAGAUGAUUAAGCUAGUUGUUUAUACUUUUAUAAAGAAUUAACUCAUUAUGUAAAUAAAAAAGUGAAAGAAUA
Molecule: messenger RNA, 4002 nt
Organism: Ctenopharyngodon idella (grass carp)
Lineage: Eukaryota; Metazoa; Chordata; Actinopteri; Cypriniformes; Xenocyprididae
Gene: ankle1
Product: ankyrin repeat and LEM domain containing 1
Exons: 9
Coding region: 262-3468 (1068 amino acids)
Molecular function (GO): endonuclease activity; protein binding
Source: RefSeq, a predicted model, not a curated record